AUGCAGGAGAAGUUCCUGGAAAUGUUGUGGCCUUUCAGGCAUGGAAUUUCUGGAGGGAUUUUCCAGCAAAGAGCCUUGGCAAAGCCAAUGUUUAUCAACUCACUGCUUGGACAUCCUGCGUUUCAGAACUUACACAUAAAAGUUGGAGACAAAGCUGAACUUAGCAAGGCUUUUACACAGAAUGAUGUAGUUACUUUUUCUUCUUUAACAGGUGACACAAAUCCUUUGCAUUUAAAUGAAGAGUUUGCAAAGAAGUCUAGGUUUGGGAGAACCAUUGUCCAUGGAGUUCUGAUCAAUGGACUUAUUUCUGCAGUUCUGGGCACCAAAAUGCCUGGUCAAGGAUGUAUAUUUCUCUCCCAGGAGAUUCGUUUUCCAGCUCCUUUGUAUGUUGGUGAAGAAGUCACAGCUGCAGCAGAAGUGAAACGACUGAAGGGUUCUGUUGCACACAUUUCUGUAUCAUGUCAGGUCAGAGAAAGUGGGAAAACUGUUAUGGAAGGGAUGGUGAAAGUCAUGGUGCCAGAGAGUUAGAGCUGUUCGUCAUGUGCAACCUCAGCAUAAAGGCCAGAACCAAUGUACACUUAGUUUUGAGUCUCUUUUUAUGUGAAAUCACAAAACCAGUAAAUUUGCAACAAAAGCCUUUCAAAA
Molecule: messenger RNA, 645 nt
Organism: Melospiza melodia melodia
Lineage: Eukaryota; Metazoa; Chordata; Aves; Passeriformes; Passerellidae
Gene: HTD2
Product: hydroxyacyl-thioester dehydratase type 2
Exons: 1
Coding region: 1-528 (175 amino acids)
Biological process (GO): fatty acid biosynthetic process
Cellular component (GO): mitochondrion
Molecular function (GO): (3R)-hydroxyacyl-[acyl-carrier-protein] dehydratase activity
Source: RefSeq, a predicted model, not a curated record